Messenger RNA from Mangifera indica (mango), 1545 nucleotides. Its product is annotated as kelch-like protein 30. NCBI's taxonomy places the organism in Eukaryota, Viridiplantae, Streptophyta, Magnoliopsida, Sapindales, Anacardiaceae. The transcript is spliced from 2 exons. The record is from RefSeq and is a predicted model, not a curated record. The coding region runs from base 225 to 1352 and encodes 375 amino acids. Gene Ontology annotation, molecular function: protein binding.
UUACGGAAAUCUUUCUUAUUUUAAUUUUAAAAGUAUGAUAAUUUGAAAUAUAACUACGUGUAUGAACCCUAAAGAUUUUUUUUCCAACUGUGCAAAAUCAAUGAAUAUUUGCUAAAAAUGUAAACAGAUAAAGCUACUUUUCUUCCCAGAAUCUCUCCUAAAUCCAUCCACAUUCAAAUACCCAAAACCCUAAUUUCACAUCUUCUCUUUCUCCCUGUAACCAGAUGUGGUACCUAAGUAGAACACCUCAUGUCUCUUCCAAUACAAAACCAAAUGACCCGCCCAUUUUCACUUUUAAUAAUUCUAUUUUUCCAGUAUCAGAUAGUGGCGUUUUUCAAAACAUUUCGAUCGUUCAAGUCCCAAAAGAGAUAAAACAAAAUGAUGAUCAAAAGCAACAACACAGGCCUUGGUGCAACUCAUGGGAGUGGUUUGCAUAUCCGCCUUCUCCCAUGCAAUUCCACGCUGUGGCAGUCCCUCGAAAUCCAUCCUUUAGAAUUCAAGUUAUUUCAGACUUUUCAGUAUUGUCAGAGCAAAUUUUAUGCGCCAAACUGCCUCUUGGAAUUCAUCCUCGUGCUACAUUGUGUUGUUAUUCGUUUGAAGGCAAUACGUUAACAGAUGUCCCCAAGAUGCAGUGCGAAGAUCGUAAUCUAAUUGGGGCUUCUGGAGCCAUUUUUGAUGGGUGGCUCUACCUAGCAGGCGGGUUUAAGGGGAGCCCUUCCGCAGGUGUUGAACCUUCAGAGUAUCUAGAUUUGGCGGAGAAGUUGAACCUCAAGACAUGGCAAUGGAAAGCACUACCCCCAAUGCAUACACCAAGGGCUUUUGGGACAGGCGUCGCUCUCAAUAACAAGUUCUGCGUCGUGGGCGGUGGCGCAACCCUCAAGCGCUCAGCUGAAAUUUACGACCCCAGAAAAGACUCAUGGGAGUUGUUGGAAUCAUUUGUUCCAAAGGAGGCUGAUGGAUUUGCGGUGGCAUCCUUGAACUCCCGUUUGGUAAUGCUUACUUGGUCAGAUAGGCUAGGAGUGAAACUGUGGAUGUGGAAUAAAUUGAUUAACAUAGACACCGGAGGGUGGGGAUUGAUCAGUUUCUUUCCCAACCAACAAGUCGAGAGGUUAAGAGUGAGGCAAUAUGGGGCAAAAAUGGUGAGGGUUGGGAAGGAGUUGUGGGUUUUAAUUGGAGAGAAUGAAGAAGGUAUUUUUCAAGUGGAUGGAGGAGGUGUUUGGCCGGUGUUUCCACCGCCCAUGUUUAGGCCUGAAGAUGGGCAUGAAAUUGUGCAGAAGGACCAUGUCUAUGCAUUCCAUUUCCCGGCUGGUGGAAGAAUUAGUUGGAGACAGAUUCCAGUUUACUCAAUUUGAGCUUCAUUUAUUUCCUGGAUGCAACUUAAAACUUUGUCACUUUGUUCUCUGGCUCCGUAAGAAUUCACUGCAUAAUUUAUAAAUGAGUUGAUUUGUUAUUAUCAGAGUUCACUCAAGUGAUUUAGAUUGUUGUUCCAAUGUCUGAGUUUUUCUCUUGAAUCUAAGAACAAAAAAAACUUCACAGUGCUCACAA